This is a messenger RNA of Hypoxylon trugodes, 1541 nucleotides long. Its product is annotated as alpha/beta-hydrolase. Lineage: Eukaryota; Fungi; Ascomycota; Sordariomycetes; Xylariales; Hypoxylaceae. The transcript has a single exon. The record is from RefSeq and is a predicted model, not a curated record. The coding region runs from base 270 to 1241 and encodes 323 amino acids.
GUUUAGUGAAGUCUUCGUCGAUAAUUGAGAAUGUGUUACGUUAUGGCUGAUGUUUUCCUGAUACCGGAUCAUGCUAGCCAAAGAUAGGGCUCCCCUAAUUGGGGAAUAGCGCCUGCGAAGUCAAGUAAAGGGCGCACUAAUAGGGAGUUUCGCAACCGCUAUAUUUCAUCACGCAACAGCCUACCUAGGUACCUAGCCAUGUAAGCUGGGUCUUACAUCUCUUCUAGAAAACAACCAUUCCCAUCAUAUUCUAUAGCAAAUCAUUAGUCAUGUCUGACACACGCCCAUCAUCCUUGGUAAAUUUCGAACUCCCACGUCGAAAGGUUUGGGAAGAGAAACAUGCCAUCGCAGCACCUAGUUACGCAUCAUUUACAUCACGAUUCGGCCACGCUUUUCCUAAACCGCAGUUCCUUGAGUCCGAUCUCGGGACUACGGCUGUAUACGUGCUUCCCCCUCCGUCGGGACAAUCAAAAAGACAUGUGGUGAUCGUCCAUGGACUGAAUACACCCGCGCUGGGGAUGUUGCCUCUCGCUAAAGAGCUACAGGCUUUGGACCAAGAUGCUCAUAUUGUCAUUUUUGACCUUUGGGGGCACGGCCUUUCCUCCACACCCUUUACAGCGCAUACACCGCACAUCUUCCACUUUCAGAUCUUUCAAGUACUAGGAUUCAUGCAAUGGACACGUGCUCACAUCGUUGGCUACUCUUUCGGCGCAUCGAUAGCUGUGAAGUUUGCGAUUCAGAAUAUUUGGGCUGCGCUGUCUGUUACGCUACUGGCACCAGCCGGAUUACUAAGAAAGGAGGGUUUCAGUAAGACGCUGCAAGAACUGCUGGAUGAUUCCAAGGGCAAAGAAGCCGAGGCGAUAGAUUCCGUGUUAUCAUUUCUCGAAGGUGGUCCACUCGUCGUACCCACGGACUGGCAAGAACGGGUCACGUCUGGUCAAGUGGUCGCUGAAGCAUUCCGGGAAUGGGAGCUGCAAGAACAUCUUGGCUACCCCCACAGCGUCCUUAGUAUGUUUCGAGAAGGCAAUACGUACGGCUGCGAGGAUUACUUCCGCCAAUUCGCGCAGCUACCACUAAAGAAGCUAGCUGUGGUCGCUGAGUUGGACUCCGUCUGCAGUAAGAGCCAGCUGAUCGAUCUUGGAUUCGACAACGUCGAGAUCGUCGAGAAGGCUGAUCAUGGUCUCGUACGUGGCGCAUCGAGCGAGGUUGCCCGUAUCGUGUACCGAUCAUGGACGCAGUAAGAGAUACCUAGUGGUACCUGGGUAGCGAGGGAAGGGGAUCCGAGAGUGUGGAUGCGUGUCCCUAGAAGGUAGUCUUGCACUUUGCCGUCCAUCGCAGUUUGGGUACGUAGGGUGGGAAUCGCACCGUUCUCCAGCCUAUUACAUCUUGCAUCAUGUAGCUAGGUAUGCAAAGGAUGUCUUGAACGGCAUUUCUCGGGCUUGGAGAUGGUUAUUAGAUAUGCACGACAUAGCCAAUCAUAAUCAGCUUGUCUGAAAUAACUACAACGAUAGUCUCACCGCCAUGACCUGCAUUGGUAGACU